Pipistrellus kuhlii (Kuhl's pipistrelle) is the source of this 3546-nucleotide messenger RNA. RefSeq names its product transmembrane protein 184A (gene TMEM184A). Gene Ontology annotation, molecular function: transporter activity. The record is from RefSeq and is a predicted model, not a curated record. The coding region runs from base 103 to 1341 and encodes 412 amino acids. The transcript is spliced from 10 exons. Gene Ontology annotation, biological process: transport. Gene Ontology annotation, cellular component: early endosome membrane. Lineage: Eukaryota; Metazoa; Chordata; Mammalia; Chiroptera; Vespertilionidae.
CCAGGGGGGCCGCCAGGGGGGGCCACGUGGCCGCACAAAUGACCGGCCGGGCUCCCCUGGCGGCCGGGCCUGCGGGCUGGGCCCGGAGCUUCCUGCCGGGAGAUGGCUGACCCCUCGGGACUCCUGGGGGCGGCAGGUGCCUCCCCCGUGUCAGCAACCCGGCUGCAGCCCAGCCCGCCGCCGGCCGCACCCACCGAGCCCUGGGGGCCGCAGAUGGCCGGCGGGGGCAACAGCUCGCAGGCCCCCCAGCUGUUCCUCACCAGCGCGCUGGCCCGCGGUGUAUCGGGGGUGUUCGUGUGGGCCGCCCUGGUGCUCACCUGCCACCAGAUCUACCUGCACCUGCGCGCCUACACGGUGCCCAGCGAGCAGCGGUACAUCGUCCGCCUGCUGCUCGUGGUGCCCGUCUACGCCUUCGACUCGUGGCUCAGCCUGCUGCUGCUGGGCAGCCGCCAGCACCACGUCUACCUGGACUCCCUGCGGGACUGCUACGAGGCCUUCGUCAUCUACAGCUUCCUGAGCCUUUGCUUCCAGUACCUGGGCGGGGAGAGCGCCAUCAUGGCUGAGAUCCGGGGAAAGCCCAUCCAGUCCAGCUGCCUGUACAGCACCUGCUGCCUGCGGGGCACGGCCUACUCCAUCGGCUUCCUGCGCUUCUGCAAGCAGGCCACGCUGCAGUUCUGCGUUGUGAAGCCGGUCAUGGCCCUGGUCACCAUCGUCCUGCAGGCGGUUGGCAAAUACCACGACGGAGACUUCAACGUCCACAGUGGCUACCUCUACGUCACCCUGGUGUACAACGCCUCGGUCAGCCUGGCACUCUACGCCCUGCUGCUCUUCUACGCCGCCACCCGGGAGCUGCUGCGGCCCUUCCGGCCGGUGCUCAAGUUCCUCACCAUCAAGGCCGUCAUCUUCCUCUCCUUCUGGCAGGGCGUGCUGCUGGCCAUCCUGGAGCGCUGCGGCGCCAUCCGCGAGGGCCAGGCCGCGGACGGGAGCCGGGUGGGCGCCGGCGCGCUGGCCGCCGGCUACCAGAACUUCGCCAUCUGCGUGGAGAUGCUCCUGGCCUCCGUCGCCCUGCGCCACGCCUUCCCCUGCCGCGUGUACGCCCAGAAGGACAGCUCGCCAGGGCCCCCGGCGCCCAUGCAGAGCAUCUCCAGUGGCCUCCGGGAGACCAUGAGCCCGCAGGACAUCGUGAGUGACGCCAUCCACAACUUCUCGCCCGCCUACCAGCACUACACGCAGCAGGCCACGCACGAGGCCGCGCCCGGCGCCCUGCCCGGCGCGGGGGCCGGGGGCAGGAGGAGCCGCAGCAUCGAGAAGCGGAUGCUGAUCCCCUUGGAGGACCCGUAGGCCGGGGUCUGGCCGCCGGGAGAGGGCAGGGCCCCUCGCCCCGGCCCUCCGCCAAAGGCCCGGCCUCUCUGGGAGCUCCUGCCGGCCCGUGGGAGCCGGCGCCCGGCUGUCCGAGGAGCCAGGGACCCGUGCAGCUGGCCACGCCCUCCGGUGCUGUGUGGCGGCCGUGGGGCGGGUCUGGUCGGUCCUCUGGGGCGCUGCUCCCCAUCCCUCACCCGGAGGUGCUCCCUGGGGGUGCGGGGCCACCAGCCGAGCUUAUUUAUGCAUAAACCGGGCUUUCCAGGACUCCCGAGGCCUCUGUCCCUGCAGGGCCGCGCCCUGAUGGAUGCGGGCGGCCAGGUGGAAGGGGCCCGUGGUGCCAAGUCUGGGUUCUGGGGCAGCGUCCCAGCUCCGAGCAGGACAGGACGGGGAGCUCACCGAAUGCCCUGCCCCGCGCCCCCGAGGCUGGGACCCCCUCACAGCCCCUCGUGCCAGCCCCGCCCACGUGGGUCCAGCCACACACACACAGUGGGAGGGUGGAGGAGCUGGGGCCCGGAGGCCACGUCCUGUCCUCUCCUCCGCGUGGCGGUCUGGGUGCUGCCGGACCUCUGGGAGCCUGGAAGUCGGGGUCACACGUGGGCGGGCCUAGCAGGAGGAGGGGGCUCUGCAGCCGAGGCUGCCAGUGUUGGUCUGUCCCGUGUCUGGCGUCAGCAGGUGGGGGGGAGGGGGGGGGAGGGGGCCGGGCAGUGGCACGGGCUGCCCACAGGCAGGAGGCCCAGUGGCCAUGCCCUCGGCCCCCCUUCCACCCCCCACCCUCGGGCCGCCUGCUCCCGCGUCACCAGGGGACGAGGCAGAGGUGCCAGGUCCAGACUCCUCAGGUGGACUGGCCAGCGGUGUCCACAAUGGCGGGGUCCUCCCUGGGCCUGGGACGGGCUCCGGGGCAGCCUCCCGGGCCCAGCGGCUGCUGAUAAGAGAGGCCGCCCCCCCUGCGCCCGCUGGAAGGUCCCCCGAGGCUUAUCUGGCCUCUGCAGCUGGCGGCCGCCAAGCCGCACACCCAGGCUCGGCCCUCCCGGAGGGAGAGGUGCCGACCAGCCGGGGGCCUUGUGGAGGCUGAGCCGGGGAGCACCCAUGUGCCCCCCGCAGGCCUGAGCUCCCAGCGCUGUGCACGGCAGUUAGAGGCCCAGGGACACGCAGGGGCGGCAGGCAGCAGGGCGGGCUGUGCAGGGACAGACAGCGGUGCUGGGCUUGGUGCUUUGGAGGGAGGGGAGGUGGGCGUUUGCCAAGCACUGGCCAGACGGUACUCACUUCCUCGCGACAGCCCGGGAGGCGGCCAUGCCCGGAGGCUGAGCACCUGUGGUCACAGCUGCAGAGACCCGUUCUCUCCGUCCUGGCCCCGAGACUCCUGUCGUGGGCAGAACCAGGUCCAGGCUCCUGCCCGCUGGCGAGAGGACCUGGGGCCUCGGGCCUGCCUCCUGGUGGGGCCUGCCUCGGCCACGGGCAGGAGCGGCUUGCCUGGGCCUCGGUGCUCUCGCUGUAAGACGGCCCCGCGGUCCAUGUGGAGGGCCUUGGGGGUGGGGGGGCCGGGAGGCCAGGGCCUGCGCCCACCGCUCACAUGCACAGGCUCCGGCUCCUGGUCUGGAGGCUCUCGAUGAUCAGCUGGGCCGGCCCCGGGGAUCUGCUCAGCUGGGGACACCUGUGGCUGCCACUGACCAGCUCAGGGUGACAGCGGCCACUGCAGAGGCUGUGUCCGUGGACAGCCCCCGGCCAGCACAGGUGGGACCUCGGAACCCUGCCCACCAACCGGGGAGGGGGCCUGCUGCCCCUCCCACUGGCCGCCCGGCACGGGGCCAGGCAGCUCAGGAGACCCGAUCUCAGCAGCACCCGGUUCGGGUGAAGGGAAGUGGGGGGACCACCAACCACACAGGAGACACCCCUGAAACGAGGAGUCUUUAUUGCGAAGGUACAAAAGCAUCCGGCGGAGAUGUACAGCAAUAAAUUAGGUGUGGCUGUGGGCACGGCAUGCCCACGGGGACAGGGUCACCAGAGGGUCGUCUCAAUAAUUUAUGUCGGGGCAGAAGCAGCACAAAAUAAAUAUUGAAAUGGAAUUGCUGAGCGCCGAGGCGAGGGGCGGGCCUGCCCUGGGAAGGCAGGUGCCCGCGGAAGAUUCCGGUCUGAAGCCCAGGGCCUCCCUGUCCUCUUAAAUAAAAGUCCACCUGUUAAACGUGA